This is a messenger RNA of Dryobates pubescens (Downy woodpecker), 587 nucleotides long. RefSeq names its product piercer of microtubule wall 1 (gene PIERCE1). Gene Ontology annotation, biological process: axoneme assembly. The transcript is spliced from 3 exons. The coding region runs from base 71 to 448 and encodes 125 amino acids. Gene Ontology annotation, cellular component: axonemal microtubule. NCBI's taxonomy places the organism in Eukaryota, Metazoa, Chordata, Aves, Piciformes, Picidae. The record is from RefSeq and is a predicted model, not a curated record.
GCGAUCCUUGCCCGCCCGCAGCGUCUCGUCUCCGGGCAACGCUUGGUGCCUCGGCGCGGUCCCGACCGCCAUGUCCGGCCCGGAGGCCGCGGGCAGCCCCGGAGCCCGCACCAGCGACUGGUACCGCACCAGCCCCGGCCUGCCUGGCCGCUUCCAGCAGCCCUCCUGCUUCCGCGGAUACGGGCAGCCCGAGCCUCACCCCCUGUACCGGACCUCCAACGGCGAGUACGGCAGCAGAGCCCCCACGGUGCAUGAGGUGCCGACCUCCUUCCACGUCACCUCCCACGCCUUCACGGACGGCCUGGCCCAGCGCGGCAUGUACCGGGACAGCGGACUCAACACCUGCCUGGAGAAGAGCCGAGUCACCGGCACAGCCAACUUCAUCACCGCCUCUGACCACCUCAACUUCCACCCCAGCUACAGCCCCCACGGCCCAUCCUUCUGCUAGACCUGCAGCAGCACAACCUUCAGUUUGCUGCUGGCUGCCUAGAUGAAAAUCAGACACCCUCCCCCCCCAGCUGUGACCGAGCAGGCAACAGCACCAACCUUAUCCUGGAUCUGCUGCUGGGCCCCACCUGAGAGCGUGG